Seminavis robusta is the source of this 885-nucleotide messenger RNA. The record is from the annotation of a GenBank genome assembly. NCBI's taxonomy places the organism in Eukaryota, Bacillariophyta, Bacillariophyceae, Naviculales, Naviculaceae.
AUGGAGGAGCCAUCCAAGCAAGUUCCCACUCUUGGACUCAACCAAGUAAACAGUGAUAUUAUAAGACCCAGGUCCAAACCAUCCCUCUUCUCUAACCUAGAAGGCACAUCUCCCAUGGACAAGGUAACUCAAGGCAGGAUUCCAGACAGAUUUGGUGAUCCUGGAGACCCUGGUGGCUCAGGAUACCAUAGUGGUGAUGACAGCUACAGAGGCUUUCGCCGAAAGGGCAGGCAUGGCGGUCCCCCAGGAGGAGGACCCCCUGGAGACCCUUGGGAUCCCGAUGGUGGUGGUGACCCUCCAGCUGGCCCUGGAGGAGGUGGAGGAGGAGACGGCCCCAGACGCAAGUUGUUCCAUGCCAAGCCGGAUUCCAAUGCGUACCCCACCCUCAAGUCCAACAAGGACUUCGACCAAUGGUACAGCAUGUUUAUCACAACGGCUAGGGCACAGGGAUUCCAUGCCCUCUUUGACUCCAAUUAUGUGCCAUUGGACCAGGAGUCAGCUUUUGAGCUCCGUAGGAUGAACGAAUGGUUCUACGCGGUCCUGCAGAAAAUCAUCAAGACAACCAAGGGCAAGGUGAUAGUUAAGGAACAUUUUCAUGAUUGUGACUGCUUUCACAUUCUACAUGCACUGAUCCAGGAUGCUCACACCUCUGUGGAAGGUACACUGGAGUCCAUGGAGACACUCAACUGGCUCACCAGGGUCAAGUACUCCACAACCAAGGGCUCUGCAGUGGAGUUCAUCAUCAACUACGAUGAGGUUCUCACACGAUACAACGACUCCAAGACGAACGAGCAGGAUAAACUCAGUGAUAGUAUCCAAAAACUGUUCCUACAACAGGCAUUCAUCGACAUCAAGGUUCUCAAUGACAUCAGCGCCAGAGAGUAG